CGAGUUCUCUUUCCUCACUCCCUUGUUUAUGAAUAGCUCCUAUCGUUCGUGUCCCACACCUGUGGUUCACUCACUUGAUUUACUCUUAGGGGGGGACCCCCUUCCCCCUAAGAACCCCCCUUUAACGUUUAGCAGUCCUGGAUUCGAGUACUUGAACUUUAAAGACAAGACGGCAUGUAUUGUUAGCCCUAUAUCUGCGAUCAACUUAAGUCAGAGGGACUCUUAUGUCUGCGAUCAACUUUAAGUCAGAGGGAUUAGGCUAACGUCAUAGAACUAUAAAUUCAGUGACUCAUGAGGGAGAAUUCCUGGGACAAUAAUACUGUCUGUUUCACCUGAUUAUAGCUACUAGACGCGCUAUACCUGACCGACGGUGGCUCCAUACCGGAUGCUAGGUAAAGAGUUUCCUUCCUAAGCUUUAAAAGUUUUUGAAGGUUCUCCUUACCUAUCCGGGAGGUGAAUUAGAGGGAAGGGCAGCCCUCGCCCCCCGGGGUUAUAGAGUUCCUAGCACUAAAACCGUAGGUUUUAGAGGAACUCUAUAGCUUAAUAAAGGUCUUAAAGGCCAUUUUAUUGGCCUUUAAGCUACUAUUAAAGAAGUUCCUGUAUCCAUACCUUAUAAAGCUCACAAAAGGACCUUUAAAGAGCCUAUUGUUCUAGUUAAGGUUACUACAGGACUACUACUGAUGUUACUAAAGGACUAGCUAGCUCUUAUCUAACUCAACAGCUCUAGCCUACUCUUAGAUAACUCUAGCCUGGUCUUAGCUUUCCUUCCUUAUUACUUUACUAAUACAGGAGUUGAAAUAGAAGCAGUAAAGUCCUUACUCAAUUCCUUAUCAGGAAUUGCGGACUUGUUCCCAUAUUAGCUCAGAGUCUAGCUUUAACUCCCUAUCUCCUUAAAGGUUAUCUGUAGUUUCCUCUAGUUGAUUAGCUCGAAACUCAACUCCUAGCUAACUCUUAUCUAAGGAUUAGCUCUAGCUUUAGAUUAGAUAAGGAUUGCUCUUUUUAGGUAACCCGUGCAUACAAGGUAUUUUUAUAAACUAGCUACUAUCGCUCCUGACCCUCACCCGAGGGUCAGUUCGCUUGCUAUACUUUAUCGGUCGUUCAGUCGCUCCCUCUUCCUG
This is a messenger RNA of Rubroshorea leprosula, 1118 nucleotides long. The record is from the annotation of a GenBank genome assembly. Lineage: Eukaryota; Viridiplantae; Streptophyta; Magnoliopsida; Malvales; Dipterocarpaceae.